AUGCCUGCUGAUCAAGUUGCUCGAGAUUACAUUUUGUACUUCGCCGAAAAAGUCCGACAACAAACAACAGCAGACAAGUACAAUGGAAAUCUCGCAGCCGAUGGCAAACAUCUAGGAUUAAGUCUCGAACAAUUCAAUACAGUGUUGAAAAUGAAAGGCGGCAUUACUCGAGAGUUAUUCAAAAACGUUGUGUCAGAACAUCGACGACAGAAUGAUCAUUGGAACAAAUUGCCAAACGACGCUCUAUUGAAAGAAAAAAAUGCUCAGUGCUAUCUUGUGAAAGCUUAUGAAAUUGUUGUGCGCACACUAUUGAAACAAACACUAUUUGAUAACACCGACGUUAUGCGGAAUCCAUACCGCAUUGAACUAAUGAAAUCAGAUACGGAUGCUGGCUUGUAUCGCAUGCAACUGCACUAUUGUCCCAAAAUAUGGUUUGACCUCGAAAACUUUGGUCUCGAUCUCCAAAACUGA
This is a messenger RNA of Didymodactylos carnosus, 471 nucleotides long. NCBI's taxonomy places the organism in Eukaryota, Metazoa, Rotifera, Eurotatoria, Philodinida, Philodinidae. The record is from the annotation of a GenBank genome assembly.